GCGCAGCAAACAGCAGCACGUCCCCGCGCCACAGCCGCCGCAGCCGCAGCCGCAGCCGCCCCGCGCGCCCAACCGCCGCGGCCCGCCGUCCCCCGCCCCGCCGGCCGGCCAGUCAGAGAGCGGCGAGCGGCCUCCCGCCUGGCCCCCAGAAGCGGGCGUUCGGCCGGACCCUGAGCCUCGUCCUCUCGCGCUGCGGCCGCCCGCGCCUCGUCGGCCGCCUGUCCGGCAUGAAAACCAAGUUCUGCACCGGGGGCGAGGCGGAGCCCUCACCGCUCGGGCUGCUGCUGAGCUGCGGCAGCGGCAGCGCGGCCCCGGCGCCCGGCGUGGGGCAGCAGCGCGACGCCCCCGGCGACCUCGAGUCCAAGCAGCUGGGCGGCCGGCAGCCGCCGCUCGCGCUGCCCCCGCCGCCGCCGCCGCCGCCGCUGCCGCUGCCCCCGCCGCCCCCGCCGCCGGCCGACGAGCAGCCGGAGCCCCGGACGCGGCGCAGGGCCUAUCUGUGGUGCAAAGAGUUCCUGCCCGGCGCCUGGCGGGGCCUCCGCGAGGACCAGUUCCACAUCAGUGUCAUCAGAGGUGGCCUUAGCAACAUGCUGUUCCAGUGCUCUCUACCUGACACCACAGCCACUGUUGGCGAUGAGCCUCGGAAAGUGCUCCUGCGGCUGUACGGAGCGAUUUUGCAGAUGGUAUUUUUGAUAAAGCUGUGGAAUGGAAAGAGGUCCUGUAAUAAAGAGGGAUCCAAACAAGCUCAGAAAGAAAAUGAAUUUCAAGGGGCCGAGACCAUGGUUCUGGAGAGCGUUAUGUUUGCCAUUCUCGCAGAGCGGUCACUCGGGCCAAAACUCUAUGGCAUCUUUCCCCAAGGCCGACUGGAACAGUUCAUCCCGAGCCGGCGAUUAGAUACUGAAGAAUUAAGUUUGCCAGAUAUAUCUGCAGAAAUUGCUGAGAAAAUGGCUACGUUUCAUGGUAUGAAAAUGCCAUUCAAUAAGGAACCAAAAUGGCUUUUUGGCACAAUGGAAAAAUAUCUAAAUGAAGUGCUGAGAAUUAAAUUUACUGGGGAAUCCAGAAUUCAAAAGCUCCACAAAUUCCUCAAUUACAAUCUGCCUUUGGAACUGGAAAACCUGAGAUCAUUGCUUGAAUCUACUCCAUCUCCAGUUGUAUUUUGUCAUAAUGACUGUCAAGAAGGUAAUAUCUUGUUGCUGGAAGGCCGAGAGAAUUCUGAAAAGCAGAAACUGAUGCUCAUUGACUUCGAAUACAGCAGCUACAAUUACAGGGGAUUCGACAUUGGGAAUCAUUUCUGUGAGUGGAUAUAUGAUUAUACCUAUGAAAAGUACCCUUUUUUCAGAGCAAAUAUCCGGAAAUAUCCCACCAAGAAACAACAGCUCCAUUUUAUUUCCAGUUACUUGGCUGCAUUCCAAAAUGACUUUGAAAACCUCAGUACUAAAGAAAAGUCCAUUAUAGAAGAAGAAAUGUUGCUUGAAGUCAAUAGGUUUGCCCUUGCAUCUCAUUUCCUCUGGGGACUUUGGUCCAUUGUACAAGCCAAGAUUUCAUCUAUUGAAUUUGGGUACAUGGACUACGCCCAAGCAAGGUUUGAUGCCUAUUUCCACCAGAAGAGGAAGCUUGGGGUGUGACUGUGGGGAGGACUCCAUCCACCUCAUCACUGGACUGCAUGGGAAGGCGGCGGAGCGGGGUCCCCUCUGUGCUUCGACUACUGCUCCUGCAGCAGGAGGCUUUGGGUGGCUCACUACUGAACACAGAUGUGUAUGAUACUAAAGACUGUAUAAAAUGGAGCGACAUUUAAUUCAUCUGUUUACGAUUUCACUAGGACUCAAACAAGAUUGGGAAGCAGAAAUAUAGUGCAAUAGUGCAACACCUCUGAAUCCUUUUAAUCUAGAGAAGGCGUUUCAUAUUUGGGGACUAAGGUUU
Messenger RNA from Sapajus apella (tufted capuchin), 1917 nucleotides. It is a transcript of the gene CHKA, whose product is annotated as choline kinase alpha. The record is from RefSeq and is a predicted model, not a curated record. Bases 228 to 1622 code for a protein of 464 amino acids. Gene Ontology annotation, molecular function: ethanolamine kinase activity; choline kinase activity. Gene Ontology annotation, biological process: phosphatidylethanolamine biosynthetic process; CDP-choline pathway. The transcript has 13 exons. Lineage: Eukaryota; Metazoa; Chordata; Mammalia; Primates; Cebidae. Gene Ontology annotation, cellular component: cytoplasm.